GUUCACUCUUUCUGGCACGAGCUCGUGCGUUGGUGUCUGCAUGUGGCUGCGCGGCGCGAGGCUUUUUUUCUAUUAUUAUUUCCGGAUAUUCUGGAGUGAAAAAUACCCACAAUUUGUCUCCUUUUCACGAAAGCUUGAAAGGCAGACAUGGAAGUAGUACUGCGUUUGCAGGGUCUGAAUAUUGAAGCAGGACCUGAAGACAUUCGCAGGUUUUUUCACGGUUUACCCAUUCCUGAAGGAGGUGUCCAUAUCACCGGCGGCAAGCUGGGGGAAGCCUUUAUCAUAUUCAAUACAGAGCGAGCUGGACAACUGGCCAUGCUGUGUUCAGGGAAACGCCUCAAAGGAUCGCAGGUUACGCUACAUAAAAGCAGCAUGGCCGAGUUCAAGCACGAAAUGGAGUUGAGGCUGAGGAAAAGGAAGUGUACCCCACGAGAAAGCGAACCUCUGCCUCAGACGACAAACCCAACCGAACUUUGCACCACUCUGUUGCUCGGGAUAGUGGCCGCCGUCCAAGGAUUGCAAUCCAACAUCCAAAUGAACACGGUCCAGGCAUCAGUAAGUCCCCCUCGAUUAACAAACGUACCCAAACCGGAUAAGAACAACAUGGAGAGAAAGAUUCUAGUUGAAGACCAUGUGAGACCUCCUAACAACGAUCUAAAGAUGACCGAACAGACAAGACAUCACGUGGAGGAGCAGCAAGAGAGAGAAAAAGAGGUCGACGUGUGCAAACCGGGGUAUCUUCGGCUUUACGGGCUUCCGAAUUCGAUCACCAAGGAAGAAGUCUGCAUGUUCCUGGAUGGACUCAAUGUGGUGGAUGUUGUAACAAAUACUUUACCAGGGGAGGACCAGUGUUGUCUAGUGAAGAUGGCUACUUUUAAAGAGGCAGAGGAAGGUCUGAAAUACAGCUAUAACAGCCAAAGCGGCCACAUCGAGGUCAGACUGGCCCAUGAGAGAAUGUGGGAAAACGCCACGGAGCAUCGCAAGCGUACCCGAUGCUCCACGUCCUCGGAGAAGGAUAAUUUCUCUCAAGAUGUCUGUCUGCACCGAAAUUUCCCACCUAAAAGGCCCAAAUGGCAGCAUUCGAACUCUCCACCUUUCAAUACAGAAUACUGCGUCAUGGUGAAGAACCUUCCUAAUACGAUUACAAAGACCGAGAUCAGGAACCUGUUCUCAUGUCCCCACAUACCGAACAAUAACAUCCAGCAUCUAUUGAACAAGCAUAGGGAGCGUACAUCUACGGUCUUUAUAAUAUACACACAGCCAGAGGAAUAUACCAAAGCCAUGAACAUGGACGGGAGCGUCUUCGACUCAAGAACAAUUGACGUCUCCUCCGUCACAAAGGAAAAAAUGUGGGCCCUGAUGCAUCAAAGCAGACGCACAGAUUCAGAAAGGUCACGGUCUUGCAUCUACGCGCGGAAUUUCCCCGCCUCCGCGGGCAAAACGGAAGUGAAAGAGUUUUUCGGCGCGUGUAACAUCAGCGAAGACGACAUCGAGAUGCUCGUGGAUGAAAACGGCAACGGAAUCGGCGAGGCCGUGGUUCGGUUUGGAUGCGACGAUCGCGCCAGAGAGGCUCGUCGUCUACAGCGAAAGAUCUUCAGACAAGAACCAAUUCUGCUCAGCUACAUUUCACCACAGCAAAGGAAGGAGCUCUUACACAGGACGCGCCAUUUCUAAAGCAUACGACACAAGAUAAGGAUGGUGGAAAUCCUUCAGUCGUUCCAUUUGACAUAAUGUACACAGGACUCAAAAGUUUUACCUUAAAUGUCUAUACUAUAUGACUAUAAGUCACAUGGUACAUGUGAAUCUAAUGAUUACUGGCAUUACUCAUAAUGUGACCUUUCACAACUGCUGUAGAAAAGGGAUUCAAUUUACUCAUAUAUUACAGUUUAAACAAAAAACAAAGGGUCAGGCGCCUAUGAGAGUACUAAGGAGCCUGGUCAUUACUCAAUCAUCUAAUGUUAAUCCUGGUUUCACCUGUAAAUUGUACAAAUGUAAAUAAAUACAAAAAUCAUA
Messenger RNA from Silurus meridionalis, 2013 nucleotides. It is a transcript of the gene rbm12ba, whose product is annotated as RNA binding motif protein 12Ba. Gene Ontology annotation, biological process: regulation of RNA splicing. Bases 148 to 1674 code for a protein of 508 amino acids. Gene Ontology annotation, cellular component: nucleoplasm; ribonucleoprotein complex. Gene Ontology annotation, molecular function: RNA binding. The record is from RefSeq and is a predicted model, not a curated record. The transcript is spliced from 2 exons. Lineage: Eukaryota; Metazoa; Chordata; Actinopteri; Siluriformes; Siluridae.